Messenger RNA from Conger conger (European conger), 5921 nucleotides. RefSeq names its product collagen alpha-1(XIV) chain (gene col20a1). Lineage: Eukaryota; Metazoa; Chordata; Actinopteri; Anguilliformes; Congridae. The record is from RefSeq and is a predicted model, not a curated record. The transcript is spliced from 42 exons. Bases 147 to 4820 code for a protein of 1557 amino acids. Gene Ontology annotation, molecular function: protein binding.
AUUGAACUGCACUUGACGGAUUUUCGAAGAGGCAAAGUGGAAAGAGUGUUGACAUCAGCCUUGGAAUGCACUAUACUCACCCUGGCGCAAGGGGAAUAACCUGGACAUAAACGCACGACCUCCGGUCCAUUGUUCCAGUUUCCCCAAUGCCUCCCUGCUGCUCUCCCCCAGUUUAUCCAGUGCUGCUGCUGGCUGGGCUGGGUCCUCUCCUCUUCUUGGUCUCAGGGGUGCACAGCCAAGGGAAACUCAAGCUCACCGUGUUGUCCGAAGAUCGCCUGCAGAUGAAAUGGAAGGAGGCAGAGAGUCCUGUGCAGGGGUACAAGGUUCGAGUCAGGCCUAUUUCAGAGGAACCACAGCCGGAGCUGAUGCUGACGACCACGCGCAGCCGGGCCACGGUGGCAGGGCUGGACUCCCAGCAGGAGUACGCCCUGCAGAUCCUCAUGCUCAACGGGACACAGGAGAAACUCAUCGCCAAGAGACGCUUCACCAUUGACAGUCUCCGGGAGGAGUGGCUGAACCGCAGUGGCAGCCGAGAGCAGCGAAGGAAGAUGCUGGUGGGAGGGUCGGGGUCAGGUGACAUUGAUGACUUGACGGAGGCUCUUCUAGCUUCUCCCACGGUGCUGUUCCAGGGGCGCACAGAAACCACAGCACCACCUGACAAAGAUUUUGGAGCGGAGGAUUCCCACGAGAAGAAAAAGAAAAACAAGGAUCGCUCCAAGACUGGCAAUAAAGAAGAAACUAGAUCCACACGUGAAAAACCUGAGGAUGAAAACUCCAGCAGGGGCAAGCCCAGGAAAACAUCCCCUACACAGCCAGCCACAGCGUUUGAGUGCGACACGACUGCUACAGCUGAUAUGGUUUUACUGGUCGAUGGGUCCUGGAGUAUCGGCCGUAGCAACUUCAAACGGGUCCGAGAUUUCCUGGAAGGCCUGGUUACACCCUUCAACAUUGGGAGCAACAGGGUGCAAAUAGCCCUGUCCCAGUACAGUGGAGACCCCCGCACCGAGUGGCAGCUCAAUAAUUUCACCUCCCGUGACCAGCUUCUGGAGGCUGUCAGGAAUUUCCGAUACAAAGGAGGGAACACCUUCACUGGUCAGGCUUUGAUGCACGUGUUAGAGCAGAACCUAAAGGAGGAGGCGGGUGCCCGGCCAGACACCCCCCGCUUUCUGAUCCUGCUCACUGAUGGGAAGUCCCAGGACGACGCUAUCGCUGCCGCUAACAAGCUGAAGAGUGCUGGAGUGGAGCUCAUCGCUGUGGGAGUGAAAAACGCAGAUGAGGCAGAGCUACGGCAGGUCGCCUCUGAGCCCCUGGAGCUCAAUGUGUACAACGUCAACGACUUCCCCCUGCUGAGCAAAUUAGUGGGACGACUUGUGCGCAUCCUCUGUGGGAAGAUUAAUGACCGCAGCAAGGCGAAAAGAAUGGAGAGGCCAACCCCUGACCCAGUUCUGUCCUACCCAAGUCCCACUGAAUUCAGAUUCUCUGAGCUGGGCUCGAAGGAGGUCCGUCUGAGCUGGACUGCCCCACAGCGACCCGUGGUACAGUACAGAGUGGUGUACCACAGCAAUGAGGGUCAGAGUCCCCAGGAGGUGGUGGCGAAUGGCACAGACUCAAGCGUCAUGCUGCGGGGCCUGUCCUCCCAGACUCAGUAUCACCUGUCCAUCUUCCCCGUGUACGAGGACAACGUGGGGCCCGCCCUCCGGGGGACCAUCACCACGCUUCCACUGGCCACACCCGAGGCCCUGGAGGUUACGCCCUUGUCCCUUGGAAGUCUGCGUGUGCGUUGGGGGCCCGUGCCUGGGGCCACGCAGUACAUGGUGCUCUACUCAGCCCUCAGUCAUGGGGAACCUGAGGAUGCCAAGGAGGUGAAGUUUUCAGCCGAUGAAACUGAUAUUGAGCUGGAGGGUCUGAUGCCUGAGACGGACUACUCAGUAACGCUUUAUGCACUGUAUGAUGAGGACUCCAGUGACCCCAUCACCGCCAUUGCGACAACGUCUCCCUUGCCUCCUCCUGUCAGCCUGCAGUUCCCUCUGGUCAGCCACAGUAUGGUGAGGGUCAGCUGGGUGCCAGGAUCUGUGGAUGUCCCGGGACAUCAGGUCACCUACAGCACUAACCAUGGGAGUGACGUCAAGCAGGUGGAGGUAACUGGUGUGAACACUCUGCUGCUGCAAAGCUUGUCAUCCCUGUCAAAGUACCUGGUGUCUGUGCGCUCAAAGUAUGAGCAGGGGGUGUCCACCCCCGUCACAGCCAAUGCUACCACACUGAGGGUGCCUGCACCCUCUGAUCUACGAGUGACCAACUUCUCAGGAAGUGACAUCACGGUACGCUGGGACUCUGCAGCAGAUGACGUGGUCUCAUAUCUGAUCAAGUGGAUAUCUCUCAACGGGGGUGACCUCAGCCAGCUUACAGUGGAUGGGGACAGUGAGGGAGCCAUACUGGAGGGAGUGGAGGAUGAUAAGGAGUACCAGAUAUCUCUGUCCGCUCUGUAUGCUGACGGAGCUCGGAGUGAAGCUGUAGCCAUUCGAUACAGCACCUCGUCCGGGGGCGGGCCCACCAGUGUGUCCAUCUCCGAGGAGACAGCGGUGAGCCUGUUGGUCAGCUGGCUGCCACCCAAUGCCCAUGUGCUGCAGUACCACGUCUCCUACACCGCGCUGAACGGAGAGGGACAAGAGCACACUGUGCUGGUGCCAGGCAGUGAGAGACGCACGAGGCUGCAGCCCCUGCUUCCUGACACACGAUACAGCGUCCUCGUCACCGCCGAGUACAGGAGCCGAGAGGGUGGCAGUGCCUCUGCACAGGGAAAAACCACUAGCCUACGUGUGAGCAGCGUUAGUGUGGUCCGGUCGGAUCACUCCAGCCUCUGUGUGUCCUGGAGGACCCUCUCAGCAGUCACUGGGUACCGUAUAGUCAUCCAGUCCCUCAAAGACAAACGGACCAAACAGAAAGUGGUGGAUGCCUCCAGCAACAGUCACUGUUUCUCUGACCUCCAGCCAGAGACCGUGUAUCGUAUCAGUGUGCAUUCUCGUCUUGGAACAGCAGAGGGUGCUGCUGUCACCAUCCUCCACUCGACAGCCUCUGCUCCGGCUAGAGCCCCACUUCAGCCCCGGUUGCGCUUGGCACACAAUGAAGUGUGUCCUGAGGUGACCAUCAGAAACAAGGCGGUUAAAGGGUUUGACAUGAUGGAAGCCUUUGGGCUGACCCAGGCAGCUCACUCCUCUGUGGAGGGUGUGGCUGCAGAGACCUUUGUCUUCAGUACUCUUCCCAGCUACACCUUGUACCGGGACGUCCAACUCACCCAGAACACAAACUUCAUCCACCCGGCCGGCAUCGCCCCAGAGCACACCAUCAGCAUGGUGUUCCGUGUUCUGCAGGACACCCCACAGGAACCCUUCGCUCUCUGGCAGCUCACCGACAACGACUUUCAGCCAAAAAUGGGGGUGGUGCUGGACCCUGUGAGGAAACUGUUGCUGUACUUCAGUCUGGAUUACAGAGAGGAGGUCCAGGAGCUGACUUUUGACCAGCCUCAAGUACAGAAACUCUUCUUUGGCAGCUUCCACAAGGUGCACCUGUCUGUGAGCCAGCUGAGUGUGGCUCUGUCAGUGGACUGCCAGCUUGUGGCUGAGAGACCUGCCCGGCCCCUGGGAACCCUUCCCACGGAUGGCUUUGAAAUGUUGGGCAAGCUGGUCAAGACCCGUGGGCCGAACAGUGGCUCUGCCUCGUUUCAGCUCCAGUCGUUUGAGAUUGCAUGCAACAACACGUGGGCCACAGAGGACACCUGCUGUGACAUCCCUGCACAGAGAGAUGAAGAGAGCUGUCCUGCCCCGGUCUACGCCUGCACCUGUACCUCAGAUAUUCCAGGAGCCCCCGGCCCCCCGGGCCCUCCAGGCAAACCAGGUCCUCGGGGUGAGAAAGGAGGGAGAGGCGACCAAGGCCAAAAGGGAGAAAUGGGUCCAUCAGGGAAGAUAGGACCCGACGGUGUCAUGGGUUCCCUGGGGUCACGAGGCCCCCGAGGGAUGACAGUGCAAGGGCGAAUGGGCCCUCCGGGUGAAAGAGGGGAGAAAGGUGACAAGGGAAAGCCUGGAAGCCAGGGCUCGCCAGGUCCACCUGGCUCGCAAGGCAGACAAGGGAACCCCGGACCCCAGGGAAUGCGAGGUGCUGAGGGACACACAGGCACUCCAGGACCAACUGGACUCAGGGGGUUCCAGGGAAUGCCAGGUGUGCCAGGCCCUGUGGGAGAUAGGGGGCAUCUGGGACCAGUGGGGCCAACAGGUCUUCCUGGGAACAAGGGUGAGAGGGGGGAGAAGGGGGAACCACAGUCCCUCGCCACCAUCUACCAGCUCGUCACUGAGGCCUGUGAGCAGUUGGUGCACAGUGAGGUUCUGAAGCUGGACUCCUUCCUGAAUGAGAUGAAUCGCAAGCCUGUGCCCCUGGAGGAGCCUGUGGGGCCCCCAGGAGAGCCUGGAAUACCAGGGGCCAAAGGGCCCCCAGGGCAGAGAGGUGCUCAAGGGAGGCAGGGUCCUCGCGGGAAACCUGGGAAGCCAGCUUACCCUGGAGAACAGGGACGUACGGGGGUAAGGGGUGAGAAAGGCAAUUCUGGCGGCAAUACAAAAGGGCCAUAUGGAGCCAAAGGAUUUGCAGGUCCCCCAGGGGAGUCCAGAUUGGGGAAGCCAGGGCCACGAGGGGACAAUGGAAAGCCAGGGGCCCCUGGACUUGCAGGGGCUGUCGGACAGCCUGGGGAGAUGGGGCCCCCCGGGGCAUGCGACAGCAGUGGUUGUCGCAGAGGAGGGGAUCCAGCAGAUCCAUAUUUUGGUUACCGGCCCUGAACAGACGGCUCCACAACUUUGCCCAGGUCCUGUCAAGUUCCAAUGAGUUUCAUUUUUUAUGUUUCUGCAAUGCCCCUUGUUUUGGAUAGAGCUGGGGCUGUACCACUGACACUGGCUUCCAGAGAGCUCUUUCCAACAGAACAGUCUGUUGACUGCUUGAGAAUGUACCAGAGCUACACUACUCAACUACUGCAAGCUCAGCUGGGAACAGAACAGUGGAUCACUGGACCUUUGAGAGCCACUGCCUCUCACAGGAGAUGCAAAGAAGCCAACUCCAACAUAACUUGCCUGGAAAAUAUAUAUUUUCUUACUUUGUGAAUGGAAUAGGUCCUCUUCUUCUACAUCAAAACUAUCAAAACCAAGCCAGAACUGCUAUUUGUGCUUGGAAACCACAUUUUCAUGAAGGUGGCUAUUUUUAGAUACACUUGCUCAACACAUUUUUUCUUUUCAUUUGUGUAUAUUUUAAAUGGGGAAUUUUCAUCCAGAUAUAACAAAUGACUAUUUUUGUGUUUGAAUCACAAACAGCAGAAUGCUUGUUGUUUUGCUGGUGAAUAUUACAACUUCUGCACUGAAAAUGUUGUUUUUGUUACUCACAUGUUUUUUUCUUUUUUGUAUUUAUUCACUGUAACAUGUUUCACUGUAACUUCAAGUAUUUCUGUACUUUGUAAAUGCAUGGCUGCCAAUUGAGAAGUUACUUCCCUCAAGUUAAUUACAAAUCCAAAGUCCCAAGAUUUUCUCAUUUUAAUGAAAUGCUUGUUUCACAACAUGAUUUAUACUGUGAUAUAUGAAUAUAUUUUAAUAUGUUUGUAUUUGCCAAUGCAUACAUACCUGUAAAUUAUGUUUAUGAAUAUGUAUUUGAAUAUAUUUGUUGGCCUAUAUGAUCAAUUGAAUGGCAGAGUGACUUUUUUAUGAGCAGUCCUGGUAGUGUCCUGUGAUUUUUUUCUCAGUGCCCAGAACUAUGCUUUGAAUACACUAAACACUUGGCAAGGCAGAUACAGUGCCUCCAUAAUGUUUGGGACAAAGACCCAUCAUUUAUUUAUUUGCCUCUGUACUCCACAAUUUGAGAUUUGUAAUAAAACAAAUCACAUUGUCAGAUUUAAA